AUGAAGGCCGCCAUUCUGUCCCUGGGCCUUGCUGCCAACCUCGUUGCCGCCGCCGGCCUCCGUCCUCGGGACCCCGAGUCCGACCUUGUCGCCUUCAAUUCCGCAGCCGACGCCCUCAUCUCCCAGUACAUCCCCCAACCCGAGUGGGAGGCUCUGACUUCGGCCGUCGGCUCAGCUGCGAGCGCUGCCGGCGUCACCGCCGACGUCAAGGAUGUCAUCUACUCGGCUCUCAAAGCCACCGAGGCACCCUCCUGGUUCGCCAGCGUUGUCCCAACGGCUUACAGCAGCCAGUACCAGGCUCUCGAGACCGCCAUCGACUCGCUGAGGCCAACGGUCACUGUCACAGUUCCUCGCCCGACUGUGAUCGCAAUUACCACGACCGACGAGAAUGGAAGCACCAUCGUCGCGACCACCACCGUCACCCCCAGCCAAACCACCAUCACCACCGACGUCGUGCCUACUCCCAGCGUCAGUGUCGUCACCGGCACCGACUCUGCGGGCAACUCCUAUACUUCCACCAUCAUCGGCUCCAACGGCACCGCCACUGGGUCCGCCGCUACUACCGCGACCGAGACCGUCACAGAGACGACUGCCACUGGCUCCGCUUCCGCAUCUGAGACCGAGUCGGCCAGCGGCACCGGCACCGAGACUGCGGCGUCCGGCACUGCCUCCGGAACUGCCUCCGGCACUGAUGCGCCAUCCAAUGCUGCCCCGACCGCCAUGGCCAACGGUCUCGCCGGUGUGGUUGCCGUCGUCGGUCUUGUUAUGGCUCUCUAA
Messenger RNA from Colletotrichum gloeosporioides, 777 nucleotides. RefSeq lists its product as uncharacterized. The record is from RefSeq and is a predicted model, not a curated record. The transcript is spliced from 4 exons. The coding region runs from base 1 to 777 and encodes 258 amino acids. Lineage: Eukaryota; Fungi; Ascomycota; Sordariomycetes; Glomerellales; Glomerellaceae.